Fundulus heteroclitus (mummichog) is the source of this 3674-nucleotide messenger RNA. RefSeq names its product ST6 (alpha-N-acetyl-neuraminyl-2,3-beta-galactosyl-1,3)-N-acetylgalactosaminide alpha-2,6-sialyltransferase 6 (gene st6galnac6). NCBI's taxonomy places the organism in Eukaryota, Metazoa, Chordata, Actinopteri, Cyprinodontiformes, Fundulidae. The record is from RefSeq and is a predicted model, not a curated record. Gene Ontology annotation, molecular function: alpha-N-acetylgalactosaminide alpha-2,6-sialyltransferase activity. Bases 142 to 1065 code for a protein of 307 amino acids. The transcript is spliced from 6 exons. Gene Ontology annotation, biological process: ganglioside biosynthetic process; oligosaccharide metabolic process.
CGCGGCGAUGACGUCAGCUCGUGGCGCAGGGGAAAAUGGGGUUCGGGCAUGAGGAGGGAGACAUCAAACGGCACAGCAAACACCAUGACAGGGUAUGAUGACGGACAGUGACGGGCCGUGCGUCAGUGCUGAUCGGAAAGCAUGGGGCUCAGGAUCAGCAAGGGUCAACAGAGCCACCGGAUGGUGAUCUUCUUCGCCGUCUUCAUCCUGACAACACUCCUCAUCCUCUACGGCUCCAACAGCAGCAACGAUGGUAUCUACAUCCCCUUUCACGUGGCCAUCAAUCACGCCGCCAAGACUACAGACCUCAAAAAGUGGUCUGGUGGAGAUGGCUACAUGCCAGUUCAUGGUAACAAAAGUAUGACCCUGCACUGUCGUCACUGUGCGCUAGUGACAAGCUCCAGCCAUGUCCUUGGCAGCCAGGCGGGGGACGAGGUUGACCGAACCGAGUGUGUGAUCCGCAUGAACGACGCCCCCACGUCCGGCUACGAGUCCGACGUCGGCAACCGGACCACCGUUAGGGUGGUAGCCCACGCCAGCGUCUUCAGGGUGGUGCGCAGGCCCAACGAGUAUCUGCGGCGAACCGACAGGAACUCCACCAUCAUCUUCUGGGGACCCCCGAAUAAGAUCGGGAAGGACGCUAAGGGGACCUUGUUCAGGUUGAUCCAGAGGGUCAGCAUGACCUACAGCAAUGUGUCGUUUUUCACCAUCACACCCACCAAAAUGCGAAAGUUCGAUAGCCUGUUUACCAGAGAGACAGGGCGGGACAGACAAAAGUCUCACUCUUGGUUGAGCACCGGCUGGUUCACAAUGGUCAUAGCCAUUGAGAUGUGUGACAACAUCAAAGUCUACGGGAUGGUGCCGCCAAAUUACUGCGGAAAAAAAACUGCGUCCAAGAAGGUGCCCUACCACUACUACAAACCCAGGGGGUCCGACGAAUGUCUGAUGUACCUCCAGAAUGAAAGCGGCCGCAGGGGAAACCACCAUCGCUUCAUCACAGAGAAGCAGGUGUUUGCACGCUGGGCCAAGCAGUACAACAUCACGUUCACUAACCCCAAAUGGUGAGAGAGGAGAAGCGAGGCCUGCGAGGAGACAAGCACAACGGACUUAGGCUCACGGUCUUUCGAAAUGAGACAUCAUAAAUGCGUUGGUCCAGAGAAGACGGCGACGACGUGGAAGACCUUCAGUUGGACUGAAUGACGAGGAAGAUGUAGGGAAAUGUUUCUGAUUUCAGGUAUUAAACUUUUGAAGUACUGUCAGUUCUGAUCGGAAAGUUUACACACUGAGGGCAUGAAUGUCCCUUUUUCCCAGGGUGGAAUUAUUAUACAACAAACGGCUUCACAACCAAAACUUGGGUGCACAGAUUUAAAUGUACACUACAUUUUCUCUUCAUUACACAGUGUCAGAAUUAUACAUAUAAGCUCAGAUGAAUACGUACAUCCUCUGUAAUAGCCGGCUUUAGGCUGGCAAGUUACACCACACACAUUUUGGAAGAAACUCCUUUAUUGUCCUACAGUGGGGAAAUACGGGAGUGACAGUGAGGCGUAACCGUUAUUCUUUGAAAUUUUGGCUGUUUUUAAAGAACUGGUCAAAUUCGUUUAAAUCUGUUUAUUUUCUGAAGGGACCUACAUUUAAAGCCCAGUUAACACCAGAGGUGUUAAAACUUCUCAUCAUGUGGGCCAAACGUGUCAAGUCAGAAGUACUCGAGGUCCAAAAAUAUAAUUACCAAAAACCAAAAAAAUAUUUUCUGCUCCACAAAAUACUACCAUGCAGUAUUUGAAUUAAACAACGUAGUUAAAUUGUCUGUGAGAAAGGGAUGGUCAAAUCAUUGCAGUUACAAAAGCUAUGCAUGCAACAAAACAAAAUAAAAAAAAGGGUUUUUCACGUUUGCCUUUUUAAAAAUGAUCAGUGUGGAAAUUCUUUUGGGCUUGAUUCAGGUGGGGGGGGGGGCUAAGUUUUCUCUGUUCUAAAAAAAAAACAGGAUUUUGGUCGUUUUUCUUUGAAAACGCUCGCUGUAUUUAGCCCAUUUUAUUAAGUGACUUAUAAGCAGAUUGUCGUGCACCAAAGUCUGCAUCUGAGCAACGGUUCUUUGAUCCGUGUGCUCCUAUUUACUAUGAAAUUAAAGAGAAUGUAAAAGUGUGUGGUUAUUAAAAGACAAGUAGUGUGUUAUGCCCAACGUUUUCCAUUUAAAGAAGGUUUAAACUCGCCUGUAAUCAUUUUACACUAAUAAGAAGCCUCCAUCUGCAUCAACCAUCUGUGCUGGUGGGCCAAAUAAUUCUUGAAUUGCAGUUUGGGGAUUCUUCAUUAUUCCAUGAGCUUCGUACAAUGGGAGCAAAACAACCCCACAGCAUGAUGCUACCACCGCCAUGCUGGACUAUUGGUGCCGUUUGCUUUGAAACCCUCGCCGUGCUGCACUCCUCGUCUCCUCUGCCCUUAAAUCACUUCUCCAGAAGAUGCUCGGUGUUUUCCAAGUUAGAGGCUGCAAAUUUCAGUCAAAAGCUGUCGAUUCUUUCUUGGUCUCGUUCUUAGAUCUUCAAGCGUUCCUUGGAAUGUCCCAUUGUUCCUAGUAUUGGUUAAUUCAUUACUAAUCACUUUAAUGCUAUCAAAUUUUAAACUACCCGUUUAAAAUGCUUCAGCACCCGUUGCUGAAGCAUUUAAGGGAAUCUAUAUAUAAUUUAGACCCUGUCUUUGGAGAGAAAUAACAAUAAGCUACAUCUUUGUUAUAAUAAAAGAAAUUAGUGAAGUUUUGUGUUGUAAUAAUGCUUCCACCCAGAAAAAAAAAAAACAGGUCAAAUUAUUAAAAUCCCAGUCAUUUAUGCCCAUGAGCGUGUGUGUAAACUGUCUCACAGAGUCUGUAUGCCACAUAGUGGGUGCUGUCUAAGGUUUUGUAAAUAGAAAAGAGAUAAUUUUAAAGUUUUUUCCACAUCUUUAUAUUUUUAUGUACCUACUUAAGUGUUCUAUUCAUCCUGGAGGAUUAUAUCAGCAGGUUUGUUUAAUCUCGAUUGAUUAAGUGGCUUACAUAACUGUAGUUUAGGUAGUUUUCAUCCAUUACAGCGAGAGAUCAUAUUCUAAAAAUAAAUAGCUGCCAAAGAGAAAUUUCUGAUUCAGCCUACUGGCCGAUCCUUGUGGAGCCUUAUGAGACAGCAGAGCAGUACGAGCACUGUGGUUCUGAGCAGGAGCGUUUUAUCACCUUCCUAAAACAAUUGGCUUAAGUCAUUUUUUUUUGCGAACAAUUAGUUUUUUGCCUAAAUCUAUUGUUUUCUGAAAAAUUUCUGGGGGAAAAUAUGACCUAGGCCAAUAUUUUAGGAAGGUGACUAUUUUAAAACCGCACAGCAUUGCAGAUUCACAACCAAUGCCUCAUCGGCUUAAACAUUUUAUUAAAAAAAAAAAAAUAAAAAAAUUUAUUAAGCUAAAGAUUUGCCACAUUUGAGCUCUGAGAUUUGAAACCGGACAGUUUUAGGUGCAUGCCUCCAAAUUGUAAACAGAAUGUAUCCCAUCAUGUUUUAUCUCAGUGCUUUAUUCUGAUUCAACAAAUUAGAAGGAAUGCAUUUAUUAACCGUAUUGCCUUUUAGAAACAACUGUAGGGAUUAUUUGUUCAUCUUUGUGCUUUUAUUAGUUCUGCAAGCCCAGUUGUUUUCUGCUGGGGAUCAUGUUAUUAAAAAAAGAGAAUGAUU